UAACUAAUUUAAUCUAAAUUACCAGAAAGGAAACCUUAAAAAGUCUAUUUCACAUACUUUUCCUUUGUGUGAUGGAAUAGAAGAACAUUUUAUUAAUCAGCUGAUCGUGAAAAAAAAUCGAAUAUUUGAUAGCCUUUGUGUAGACAAGACUGUCCUUGUGACGUGGCCAUAUUGGAAACUAACUUUAUUUCUCUCCUAAAUUCCUAAAAAAAAAAUGAUUUUGAAAGGAAUUAACACGGAAUCUAUCUAUUCCACGAACAUGGCUGAAGAAAUAAAGAAACCUGAGACGGUCAAAACAGAAACACCAAAACCAGCGAAAGGAAAUCCUCCAGAUCCAUCAAAAAAGAUUUUGUUGAAAGAACACGAAAAAAGACUUGACCCGAAUGCGCCAGACACUUACAAUGAAAUAGACGAUAUCGAAAUGGACGACAUUGAUGAGGAGAGUCUUCCAAAAAUUCCACAAAGUGUAAUUGAUGAGGCAUUGAAGAAACAUACGAAACCGUCAUGACUGCGGCAUUUAAGUUCCAGGAAAAUACUCCGGUGCUAAACGACAUUUUCAUAGAUGGACAUAUUUUCAUAGAUGGACAUAUUAUAUUUUUUUUUAUUGACAUAAUGAUACAAAACUCUUAGUAGAUCUGUUGUAGCAAUUGAUGUUCUUAAACAUUUGAUAAUGUAAUCUUUUUCACAUAGCUUAGAAGCUAUUUUUUGUUUUAUUUCAUGUUAAUAAAAUUAAUUAAAAAUAUA
Messenger RNA from Saccostrea echinata, 744 nucleotides. RefSeq lists its product as uncharacterized. Bases 215 to 508 code for a protein of 97 amino acids. The transcript has 3 exons. The record is from RefSeq and is a predicted model, not a curated record. Lineage: Eukaryota; Metazoa; Mollusca; Bivalvia; Ostreida; Ostreidae.